AAAUUCACUUCCUUGUCAACUUCCUUCACGGCUGCCCAGCGGGACGCAAGAAGUGUGAAUGCUCUGACUUCAGCAGAGGCCAUAUCUUCGUAAAUGCUGCACAGCCAAUGCAGAGAUCAGACAGACCAUGUAAAGGCUUUUAGCCAGCAAGCAAGCGUUUCAAGUUUAACCUAUCAGCGUUUGGAAAACAUUUGAUACGCAUGCGCACUGUCUUUGAAUUCAAAGCGAGUAGUAGCAUCAGCGAGUGCUUUGAAAGCUAACAUGCAAAUGGCUGACAGAAUCAUUUCGGCUGUUUCGGAUUACCCUGAGUUGUAUAACGUAACUUUAAACUCAUACAGGGACUCACAGAGAAAGGCAAGGGCAUGGAGGGCUGUAAGUCUGCAAGUGGAAAUGCCUGAUAUCCUGACCCCACUCCCCUCUUCUUUUUGUGUUACGUGUCAUUUGGGGUGUUUAGUGGAUGACUGUCGGAAUAAAUGGAAGAACCUGAGGGACACUUUUGUCAAAUUCAAGCGGGCUGAGCAGCAGAGGAGAGCAUCUGGGGAGCUGGACAUUCACAAGAAGACCUGGAUGCACAGCAGAAGCAUGUCCUUCCUUACCCCCUUCAUCCAGCCCAAGGGCUUGCAAGGAGACACCACAGAUGACUUGGAGGAGGAAAGGGAGAGGAACAGGGAAAGUGCCACAGAAGGUGUGGACGAUAAAUCAGCCUACAUUAUCCAUGAGAUCGAGGGGGGCCAGGCAGACGAUGAGGAUGCUUCCUCUCCUGACACUGUGUCGGGAUCCAAUGGGCCCAGCCGGAAGAGGAGGUGGCAGAUGGAUGGGAUGGACGGACUGGAGGACAUAGAGGAUGAGAUGUUCUUCUUUAGUUUGCUCCCGUAUCUUAGGAAGCUCCCCCAUAGAAAGAAGAGUGCUGUAAAAUUGAAAAUACACCAACUUCUACAUGAAGCAGCAUUCCAAUAACCCACUGCCCAGCCCCCGCCCUCAAUUCUGUUUCCAAGGUUUUGUAAAGCACAAGCCUUCAUUUUGUCCUGUUAUCAACUAUUGUUCUAUAUUCAGUUUGAUACUAUGCCUAAUUAUGGUUAUUGCAAAGUCAAUUGUUAACAAAUAAACGCUUUCAACAUUUGAGGGCCUGAAUUGCUUACUUUGUCUGUGAGCAAUUCUCCCACAUGUUCAAAAUAAUAAAACUAACUCUUCACCCUGG
This is a messenger RNA of Oncorhynchus mykiss (rainbow trout), 1198 nucleotides long. RefSeq lists its product as uncharacterized. Gene Ontology annotation, cellular component: nucleus; transcription regulator complex. Gene Ontology annotation, molecular function: DNA binding. Gene Ontology annotation, biological process: regulation of transcription by RNA polymerase II. Lineage: Eukaryota; Metazoa; Chordata; Actinopteri; Salmoniformes; Salmonidae. The record is from RefSeq and is a predicted model, not a curated record.